Molecule: messenger RNA, 1407 nt
Organism: Oldenlandia corymbosa var. corymbosa
Lineage: Eukaryota; Viridiplantae; Streptophyta; Magnoliopsida; Gentianales; Rubiaceae
Source: the annotation of a GenBank genome assembly
AUGAAAGAUCCUAUUGUACAUUUAACACCACAUUAUCAGGUUCCAUCAGGGAUCGCAAAAUGUUUCGCAGUAUCUUGUUUGAUAUUUCUGGUUUAUCUUCUCCUUUCAUCAGUUCUUGUUCCAAAUGUAAAUCAAUUGUAUCAUUCAAUUUCUCCCCAGAAUGUGCCCCUGUCCCCUGCCUCUACAACUUCCCUUGAACACAUUGUAUUUGGGAUUGCAUCUUCCAAUAAAACAUGGUUUAGAAGGAAAGAAUAUGUUAGGCUAUGGUGGCGGCCGGAAACAAUGAAAGGAUGUGUUUUCCUUGAAGAAAUGCCACAAAACUCACCAUCAGACACAAAUGAUUCUGUUUCUCUUCCUCCUCUAUGCGUUUCAGGUGACACUUCUCGAUUUCAGUACACAGAUAAGAUUGGUCUAAGAUCAGCAAUCCGUGUAGCCCGGAUGGUAUCAGAAACUGUGGCUUUAAACCACAAUAAUGUCAGAUGGUUUGUGUUUGGAGAUGAUGAUACAUUUUUCUUCCCUGACAAUCUGGCAAAGACCCUGGCAAAGUAUGAUCAUGGCCUGUGGUAUUAUGUUGGGACUAAUUCAGAAAACUUCCAGGCCAAUGAAAUUUUUUCGUUUGAAAUGGCAUUUGGUGGAGCUGGAUUCGCUAUAAGCUACCCCCUUGCUGAAGUUUUGGCUAAAGUUCUUGAUCCCUGCCUGGAAAGGUACCCUCAUGUCUAUGGCAGUGAUUCAAGGAUUUAUGCCUGUUUGACAGAACUUGGCGUCACUUUAACACAUGAGCCUGGAUUUCAUCAGAUGGAUGUUAGGGGAAAUAUUUUCGGUUUAUUAGCUGCACAUCCAACAAGGCCAUUGGUUACGUUUCACCAUUUGGAUGCAAUAGAGCCAAUUUUUCCCAACAUGACAACUUUGGAGGCUUUGAAGCACUUCACUAAAGCUACCAAGUUAGAUCCUCAGAGGAUCUUACAACGAGCAGUUUGUUAUGAUCAAAGAUUAUCGCUUACAGUUUCCGUGUCCUGGGGAUACACAGUUCAACUGAUCAAAGGAAAUGUGCCUCUCCCUGAUGUCUUACGAGCCCAACAGACUUUCAGGUCCUGGGGAAUGAGACCAGAGGCUAAUCUUGAUACUCAAAGAUAUGACUCUGAUCCAUGUAGGAGGCCAGUUGUUUUCUUUUUCGACAAUGUCUUCUCCAAUGGGGAUGAAAUUGUAAGCAUCUACAAGAGGAGGGAAAACAAUUGUACAAAUGAGACAAAAAUUGAUGAAAUCAGAGUGUAUUCAGAAAAGUUAGACCUUGAUAUGAAACAGGCACCAAGAAGGCAAUGCUGUGAUGUAUUGCGAUCUUCAGCAAACAGCGUUACAGGUCGCAUUAGAGAAUGUGGACCUGCGGAGCUGAUUCACAUGCAUCCAUAG